AGCCACCAAGAAAAGCCAAAAAGACUCGUCACUCACAUUCUUCUACAUAACUCUUCACUUGUCUCCAUCUUCUUCUGCAAAAGAACAACACUCACACAACCAUACUUAAUACAAAACAAUAAGAAGAAAGGAGAUCAAAACCAUUAUAUAUGAGCACGGAUUGGGGACCUGUGAUUGUAGCGGUGUCUCUAUUCAUCCUACUCUCACCAGGACUACUAUUCCAGCUUCCCGCAAGAACGAGAGUGGUUGAAUUCGGAAACAUGACCACAAGCGGUAUAGCCAUUUUGGUUCACGCAUUUAUAUACUUCUGUAUACUAACAAUCUUGGUGAUUGCUAUACAAAUUCACAUCCAUUUCUAAUCUCUGCUCUUUAUAUCAUGUAAGGAUAAUGUAACCAACAAAAGAAGGCAUUUUUAUGUACAAAUCUCUAUAAAUCUUUCUAAAUGUCUCCUCUUCUUUA
Molecule: messenger RNA, 459 nt
Organism: Arabidopsis thaliana (thale cress)
Lineage: Eukaryota; Viridiplantae; Streptophyta; Magnoliopsida; Brassicales; Brassicaceae
Product: GPI-anchored-like protein (DUF 3339)
Exons: 1
Coding region: 150-359 (69 amino acids)
Source: RefSeq, marked reviewed